AUGAUUUCUUCAAAAGCUUCGAGAUAUGACAAGAGGCAGGCUGUUAUUGCACUCCACAAUACAGGCCGAACUACUGCCCAAAUCAAUAGAGAUACUGGCUAUCCAGUGAGAACUAUUCUUGAUACCAUCGUCAAUCAAGCCAAGCGAGGUCACACCGAUGAACUUCCCCGCACUGGGCGACCACCUACCCUCAGUACAUGGGAGAAAAAGAGAACAAUAAAGGUUAUAGAGAAUGAGCCGAGCUCUUCUCUAGUUAAAAUAAAAGAGUUAGCGGGACUCAAUUGCUGUUUUAACACGAUCAGGAAGUUCCUAAAAGCGGAAAAGUUAAUACUCCAUAUCAAACGACCCAAGCCAUGGAUGAGACCAGGUCACCCCAUACAGAGAAUGCAGUGGUGUAGUAGGAGGCAGCAUUGGCUUGUAGGCGAAUGGAGAAAAAGGGUGUGGAUAGAUGAGUGUAAGAUUGAAUAUGAUUUUAACCUAGCUGGUCAAAAGGUUCGAUAUCAUCCUGGGGAGCAUCUCAACGAAAAACACAUAAAACCAACGUUUAAGAGCAGUCACACUACGAUUCAAGUCUGGAAUGCAUUCCAGUACGGCUCUAGAUGCAAUCUAGUACUGGUGUGCAAACGCAAUUCCUCAGAACGAACUACGCAUACAGACAAAUUAGGCAUGAAUACGAAACAGUUCUGUGAGGAAAUUAUUGAGAGCAAUUUGGCUCCUUAUUGGCAGUCGUUAGAAGACCCGGAAGGCUUUUAUCUUAUUGAAGAUAAUCUAAAGGUUCAUCAGAAUAAGCUAUCAAAAGAGUAUAGGGCAGCAUAUGGGAUUAAGAGGGAUGAUUGGCCUGCUGAAUCACUAGAUCUCAACCCAAUUGAAAAUGCAUGGAGAACGUUAAAAAGUGCACUCAAAAAGCGAUGGAGUUCUAGAGAGAGAAGACCCCAUAGUGCACAUGAACUUUUUAUCGCUGCACAAGAGGAGUGGGAAGCAUUGUCUCAAUCAAAGCUGGAUAAAUUAGUAGACUCCUUGCCAUCAAGAGUUGAGGCCUGUCUCAAAGCCAAUGGGGGAUACACUAAAUGGUAG
Messenger RNA from Morchella sextelata, 1074 nucleotides. RefSeq lists its product as uncharacterized. Gene Ontology annotation, molecular function: nucleic acid binding. NCBI's taxonomy places the organism in Eukaryota, Fungi, Ascomycota, Pezizomycetes, Pezizales, Morchellaceae. Bases 1 to 1074 code for a protein of 357 amino acids. The transcript has a single exon. The record is from RefSeq and is a predicted model, not a curated record.